AUGACCCAAGAUAUCAAAGAGUUGGCGAGGGAAUGGCUGGAGCUCGACCAAGACAAAACAACUACAGAUGAAAUCUACAAAUUGUUAGUCAAUGGCGACACCGGCGAGCUCGAGAAGCGACUUCGACAUCGUAUCGCUUUCGGGACAGCUGGACUCAGAGGGCCUAUGCAAGGCGGCUUCGCUUGCAUGAACUCUCUGACAGUGAUUCAAGCUUCUCAAGGACUAGCAGCGUACCUGCUCAAGACUGAAGAAAACGUAAAGAGAAGGGGUGUGGUCAUUGGAAGGGAUGCGAGGCACAACUCAGAAAAGUUUGCCAGGCUCACCGCCGCUGCGUUCGUUGCGAAAGGCAUCAAGGUGUGGUGGUAUGAGGACCCUAGCCAUACGCCCAUGGUUCCCUUUGGUGUGCGCGAACUCGAAGCCGCUGCUGGUGUUAUGAUCACUGCAAGUCAUAACCCGGCCAAAGACAACGGAUACAAGGUUUACUGGUCAAAUGGAUGCCAGAUCAUCCCCCCACACGACAGCGGAAUUGCCCAAUCUAUCAUGGAGAACCUGAAGCCUGUUACCUGGGAUACAACAGUCGUAGACUCCUCGCUUCUAGUGGAAGGAAGUCUAGGACUGGUACAAGACAGCUACCACAAGGCCAUCCUCUGCGCAGCACAGCCCGAGCACGUUCAAGUCAAGAUGGACCCAGAGCUCAAAUUCGUAUAUACGCCUAUGCACGGUGUUGGUCUUCCUGCCAUGCAGCGAUGUGCAGAGACACUUGGUGUAGCCUCGCAAAUGACCGUGGUGGAAGCUCAAGCACAGCCAGACCCCGACUUCCCCACGGUGAAGUUCCCAAACCCCGAAGAGAAGGGUGCGCUCGAUCUGGCAAUCGAAACGGCAGACAAGUCGUCCACACGCCUGAUCCUCGCCAGCGAUCCCGACGCGGACCGACUUGCCGCAGCAGAGAAGGUAGGAGAUAGAUGGCAUAUUUUUAGUGGGAACCAACUCGGAGCGCUGCUUGGCUCCUACCUCUUAGAACGCUACCCAGAGUCGAAGCCGCGAGAGAAGCUCGCGAUGCUAGCUUCUACUGUUAGUUCCAGGAUGCUCGCGGCUUUAGCGAAGAAGGAAGGCUUUAAGUUUACCGAGACUUUAACCGGAUUCAAGUGGCUUGGAAACGUAGCGCGGCAACUCGACAGCGAAGGCUACGAUGUCGUCUUCGCGUUCGAAGAAGCCUUGGGAUACAUGAUCCCACAAACCGUACAUGACAAAGACUCGAUCAGCGCAGCUGCAGUCUUCCUUACUGCUGCGUCGCAUUGGGCUACGCAAGGUCUCACACCAUACGCCAAGCUGCAGCAACUCUACAAGUAUCUUGGCUACUUCGAGGACGCAAACACCUACCUCGUAUCGCCAUCCCCAUCUGUGACAACGUCCGUGUUCACAGCCAUCCGCGCAUUGGGCAGCCCGCACCCCACCACCAUCGGGUCCCGUAAGAUCGUGCGCUGGCGAGAUCUGACCCUAGGCUAUGACUCAACGAGCAAGGACCACAAGCCCGAUCUGCCGGUAGAUGUCACUAGCCAGAUGAUCACAUGUGAGCUCGACGAUGGCGCGGUAUUCACAGUCAGAGGAAGCGGGACAGAACCAAAGAUCAAACUUUACAUUGAGUGCCAGGGACAGAGUAGUGAGGAGGCGAAGAAGGGCGCUAAUGAAAUAUUGGACGAUCUUCUGCGGGAAUGGUUCAAGCCUGAGGAAAAUGGACUUAGGCUUGCUUAG
Alternaria atra is the source of this 1752-nucleotide messenger RNA. RefSeq lists its product as uncharacterized. The coding region runs from base 1 to 1752 and encodes 583 amino acids. Lineage: Eukaryota; Fungi; Ascomycota; Dothideomycetes; Pleosporales; Pleosporaceae. The transcript has a single exon. The record is from RefSeq and is a predicted model, not a curated record. Gene Ontology annotation, biological process: carbohydrate metabolic process; purine ribonucleoside salvage. Gene Ontology annotation, molecular function: phosphopentomutase activity; magnesium ion binding.